AUGACGAGUCUGCUAGCGACGCCCAUUGUACGGCCGCCGAUUGUGUCCGUAGCGGUCCCUUUGGCGAAUGGCACAGCAUCUGAGAGUGUAUUUGCCGACGCACUGCUGCGCAGCGCACAUCUCACGCGCGCUGACAUUGCAGGCCUGGUCAAAAGUUUUUCCAUCACCGCCGUCUCGGAACUGGGCGACAAGACGUUUCUCAUCAGCGCGAUUCUCGCGACGCGACACUCGCUCAUGCUUGUCUUUUGGGGAAGCUGGCUGGCUAUGAUUUGCAUGUCGACACUAUCGAGUCUUAUGGGCGCGAUUCUUCCCGCACUGCUCUCUCACCAGCACGCCCUCUUCCUGUCUGGCAUGCUCUUUUUGGGCUUCGGGGGGCUCAUGCUGUGGCAGGGCAUGCACAUGUCCGGCGACGAAAUCAGCGAGGAAUGGAAAGAGGCACAGGAAGAGAUCCGGGUCGACGAGGAGGAGCACGAGCUCGAUGCACUCGAGGCAGGGAUGCCCGACGAAGCGCGCUCCACGCUGCAGCGCGCGAGUACGGCACUACACAGUGCGCCGCGCACGUCCAUGAUCACGUUCCUGCGCCAAGGCAUCCGGAAUCUAUUUGAUUUGUGUGUAAGUCCUGUAUUCAGCCAGGCAUUUCUCCUCUCGUUCUUGGGCGAGUGGGGCGAUAAGAGCCAAAUCACCACCAUGGCGCUCGCCACGACGCAUCGCGUCACCGUCGUCGCCAUCGGCACCAGUCUCGCACACCUGCUGUGCAUUGUCAUUGCCGUCACGAUCGCGGCAAGCACAUGA
Messenger RNA from Malassezia vespertilionis, 792 nucleotides. RefSeq names its product GCR1-dependent translation factor 1 (gene GDT1). The coding region runs from base 1 to 792 and encodes 263 amino acids. The transcript is spliced from 4 exons. The record is from RefSeq and is a predicted model, not a curated record. Lineage: Eukaryota; Fungi; Basidiomycota; Malasseziomycetes; Malasseziales; Malasseziaceae. Gene Ontology annotation, cellular component: Golgi apparatus; fungal-type vacuole membrane. Gene Ontology annotation, biological process: calcium ion transmembrane transport; manganese ion transmembrane transport; Golgi calcium ion homeostasis. Gene Ontology annotation, molecular function: manganese ion transmembrane transporter activity; calcium ion transmembrane transporter activity.